Molecule: messenger RNA, 880 nt
Organism: Sorghum bicolor (sorghum)
Lineage: Eukaryota; Viridiplantae; Streptophyta; Magnoliopsida; Poales; Poaceae
Product: arabinogalactan peptide 22-like
Exons: 2
Coding region: 260-484 (74 amino acids)
Source: RefSeq, a predicted model, not a curated record
GCGCCUCGCCUCGCCUCGCCUCGUGGUCACAGAUGCAUGCGCGGCCCGCCGCCGCCGGCGUAGCACCGAGUCUACGCGGCCAGCCUCCGGCCUUCGGCUGGGUAGUAUAAAUAGACAUGCACACCGCCGCGACGAUCGAUCGGCCGCCUCAGCUAUACAUCAUCAGUCAGUCUCACCGAUCGAUCAGUCAGAGCUGCUAUUACGACCAAGAUCAUCACUAGCUAGCUAGUAGUUAACCAGCACUCCUCCAUUAUUAUUCAUGAUGAGCUCGCUGACGGCGGCGAGGCUCGCUCUGGUGGCGUACCUGCUGCUCGCGACGCUGCUGCACCCCUGCCUCUGCCAUGCUGCAACGGCCGUGGCGGCUCCGGCGGCCGCCGCUCCUACUGCCGCCGGCAACUGGAGAGUGGAUCCGAAAUCGAUUGACCAGGGGGUGGCGUACGUCCUCAUGCUCCUCGCGCUCUUCGUCACCUACAUCGUGCACUGAAUUUUGGAUGGACUACUGUACUAUUGAACAGCUAUAGCAAAACGUAGAUUAUUAUUAUUAUUAUCCAAAUUAACGCUCAUGAGUCAUGACGGUCGAUGGGGUCCUCCUGGAAGCAGCUCGAUUAUAUUAAAGCAAGAGGGAGUAUGUAAUUAGUGUCUAUUGUACGUCUUGAUUCCCGUACGUCGCCGGCUAUCACAUGCUCGACGUCGUCAACGAGCAGUUCUCGGCCGGCCUGCAGAACUCCCUCUUUCUUUCUUUUCUUUUUUCUUCUUCCAAGUUUGAUAUGAUGCGACUUUGAAGUGAGUUCGGAAGUAUAGUAUCUGCUAGUCAUCAUACAUAAGGUAUUCAGGUACCGUAAAAUGUUCAUUAUAUAUCUAUAGUACUGAUUUUAUAUUA